Molecule: messenger RNA, 213 nt
Organism: Paraglomus brasilianum
Lineage: Eukaryota; Fungi; Glomeromycota; Glomeromycetes; Paraglomerales; Paraglomeraceae
Source: the annotation of a GenBank genome assembly
AUGUCCUUUGAUAUUCACUGGGAUAAACUAGAUUCUGAAGUAGCAAAGAAAGUUCAGGAUGCACUCAAUUCUCAUUUUCGGUCGGCGACCAAUAAACCUUCCUUUAUAGGCGAUAUAGAAAUAACGGACUUUUCCUUUGGUACUGUUGCUCCUCAGGUAGAAAUCACAGAUAUAACAGAUCCCUUCCCUGAGUUUUAUCUUCCCGACGAGGAA